CAUAAACUAAACUCUUCCACACUUCCUGAGCGUGGGGGAAAGUAGCCCGAAGAAUAAAAACAGUCCAAAUCAGCAAUCGGGGCAGAGAGAAAGAAAUGAAAGAUAAUAUCCACAUUUCGUCACUCACACUCAACGCUUUAAAACAGCAACAAUCGCCACCGCUAAAACCAAUUCGUUUUAAAGAAACAAGUUGUUAAUUUGGAGUUAGUUGAUAUUUGUAUUUUGUUUUGCUGACUUCUCUCUAGUCGCUAUCCAAUUACAUUUAAUGCACUUGUUUCAAGUUUGCACCAGUGAAAAAGUGGGUGCCCACAGAGCAUCGGGAAGCAUUGGAUUCCUCAACCUAUUGCGAGACUCCGGUGUACAGCCCGGACCUGAGUCCCAACAUGAUCGCGGCUCAAGCCAAACUGGUCUACCAGCUAAACAAAUACUACAACGAGCGAUGCCAGGCUAGAAAAGCUGCGAUUGCCAAGACCAUUCGAGAAGUGUGCAAAGUGGUCUCCGACGUCCUUAAAGAAGUAGAAGUCCAAGAACCUCGCUUCAUCAGCUCUCUUAGCGAGAUCGAAACGCGCUUCGAAGGCUUGGAGGUGAUCGCUCCAACAGAAUUUGAGGUGGUCCUCUAUCUAAACCAAAUGGGGGUCUUCAACUUCGUGGACGAUGGCUCACUGCCUGGCUGCGCCGUGCUAAAACUGAGCGACGGACGCAAGAGGAGCAUGUCCCUUUGGGUCGAGUUUAUUACAGCUUCAGGUUACCUAUCAGCCCGAAAGAUCCGUUCCAGAUUUCAGACCCUAGUGGCACAGGCAGUGGACAAAUGCAGUUACCGAGAUGUGGUGAAGAUGGUUGCGGACACAAGCGAGGUAAAGUUAAGGAUCAGGGAGCGCUAUGUAGUACAGAUCACGCCAGCUUUUAAAUGCACGGGCAUCUGGCCCAGGAGUGCGGCUCAGUGGCCCAUGCCGCACAUUCCUUGGCCCGGUCCGAACCGGGUGGCCGAAGUCAAAGCUGAAGGUUUUAAUCUCCUGUCCAAAGAGUGUUACUCCCUGACAGGCAAGCAGAGCUCGGCAGAGAGCGACGCUUGGGUUUUACAGUUCGGCGAAGCUGAAAAUAGGCUACUGCUGGGGGGCUGUAGGAAAAAGUGCCUAUCCAUUUUAAAGACUUUGCGCGAUCGACACCUCGAGUUGCCAGGCCAGCCCCUCAAUAACUACCACAUGAAGACACUAUUACUCUACGAAUGCGAAAAACACCCCAGAGAAACCGACUGGGACGAGUCAUGCCUUGGCGACCGCCUCAACGGCAUACUGCUCCAGCUCAUCUCUUGUCUCCAGUGCCGGAGGUGUCCUCAUUACUUUCUUCCAAACCUAGAUCUUUUCCAAGGAAAGCCUCAUUCGGCUCUGGAAAGUGCGGCUAAACAGACAUGGCGAUUGGCGAGAGAAAUUCUUACCAACGCAAAAAGCCUCGAUAAGCUAUAGUAGAACUUACAUUUCCAGCAAACAUGUUCAACAAUUAUUGCAAGGUACACCAAUUUGAACUUAGUAAAUAAUUAAAACAAAGAGAUUUGAUCACCAAACGGACUAGAGAUGAGAGAGAUUCAAGGUACAUUUUAAACUAAAUGUGACAGUAUUGUCUCGAUGUUGUCAGCCUGUGAGGAACCUUUAUUUAAAAAUGCAGUCUUUUAAAGGCUAAGAAAAAUUCUGUGUAAACUGUAUUUUGCGUGCCAACCUCGGACAUUGUGCCCCUAAAAUAAACGUGUAAUGGUAAUAAAAUUAUUUACGUUACCUGCAUUUUUGUCCGUUAAUUUACAUCUGAAUAGUUUCAUUUAGCUU
This is a messenger RNA of Hemiscyllium ocellatum (epaulette shark), 1817 nucleotides long. It is a transcript of the gene mab21l2, whose product is annotated as mab-21-like 2. Lineage: Eukaryota; Metazoa; Chordata; Chondrichthyes; Orectolobiformes; Hemiscylliidae. Bases 384 to 1463 code for a protein of 359 amino acids. The transcript has a single exon. The record is from RefSeq and is a predicted model, not a curated record.